ACCGAGACGUACGUAGCUUUCAUGGCUUAUGUCGACUCAGGUCUCAGAUUUCAUAUCUCUAUAGUUUCAGGUCUCAUGUGCAUGCCUUUGUUCUCAAGUCCCGUACUUCAUGUCGUAGGUCUCAUACCAUAAAUCUCAGUUCUCAAGUCUCUAGUCUCAUGAUUAGGGUCUCAGGUCCCACUUUCCAAGCCUCAAACGUGUAAAAAGUCGUGUUAAAAAAGCUCUCUGUACAAAAGAAAAUUAAUUGAAUACUCGGUAAAAUCUCUAUCGUUUUGAAAUUUUCUGCAUACAGAAACAAUACAGUUGACCUACAGCGUAAAAUGAACUCAAGUCGACCUUCGUAUAGCAAACUUUUACCGAAACCGAAUAUUUUCCAAUCACUGCCACUGCACACUCUCUCUCUCUUGUGCUGCUGCAUUAUCGCUCUUUCCGAAAUAUGUAGCGCGCGCCUUUUCCACCUCCUUCUCAGUCAGACUCGACUCGUUGAAGCAAAUAACAUGGUGGUGGUGAACAUUGACAGCUACGUCCUUGAGAUGAACCAUAAUAUUGGAGUUUGCUGAAUCUUAUCCAUAUAUUGAGGAUCCGUGCAAUCGCGUGAGUGUACUAUUCUACAGAUUCUACAUCACAGUCCUUGAGUAAUUUUCGAUCACUGCGUUGUAUUAGAAUGUGCACAGAUCUCUGGAAUUAAGAUUGUUGCAGCAGUAUAUCAUCGCUUCUGAAUAGCCAGUAACAUGACUAACGACUCUCCUAUUAGUAGCUGUGACCGAUGUCCUCGGCUGGUGGCGUUCGGAAACGUGCUGUUGGACAUCAGCGUUGAACUUCGGGGCGAUAGUAGCAUCCUGAAGGAUUUCGACCUGAAAGAAGAUGACCAGCGGGAAAUUCCUGCGGAAAAGUUAGCUCGCCUGGUGUCCGUCGCCGUGGAAACGUGCGGUACGCCAAAGUACAACCCAGGUGGAUCGGCGUUGAACACAUGCCGAAUUUUGCGCGCCCUUGGCGAAAAAAAUAUCAUUUUCUGCGGUGCGGUUGGCGUGGACGAAUAUGGCAUCAAGCUGGAACAGAUGCUUAGCGACAGUUCGCUUAAUACUUGUAUUCAAACGCUACCCGAACAUCCAACGGGGACUUGUAUUUGCCUGAUCAGUGGUGACAAAAGAAGCUUGAAUGCCAAUAUUGGGGCAUCGCUGCACUUCAAGAAGGAGUUUGUAAGUUCACGGUGGUGUCAGAGUAAAAUUGGAAGCUGCAAUUCGGCCGCUCAUGCCGAUGUCGACGAGGAAGUUCGUGUUUUUUACGUAGAAGGCUAUUUUGUGCCAGAAAAAUUCGCCAUCUGUAAACACAUCUAUGAAAAAUAUUGCAAAGGUACGGCCAACCUAUUUGUGACCAAUUUGAAUGCCACCUAUAUUUUGCAAACCUAUACAAAAGAAAUGCAAUAUUUGAUUGAACAAUCGGACCUAGUUUUUGGAAACCUAACAGAGUUCAUCGCGCUAGCCGAAAUCUACGAAUGCGACGACGUCGACCAGUUGGCAAAAUGUUUGAUUCGAAAAUAUUUGAAAAUAAACCGAGAAAAGAUUAUCGUGGCGACAGAUGCGAGCCGAUGCGUGCGUUACUAUCAUGGAAACGGAAGUUCAUUCCACGCCGAAACGUUCCAGGUACCGGUUAUUCCAUCGAAAGCCGUGAUCGACACAACUGGUGCUGGCGAUUCGUUCGUUGCAGGAUUCCUGUACAAAUACAUGAACGGAGAAGCACCCACGCUAACCGAUUGCAUUCGAUAUGCUAGCAAAGUGGCCGGCAAGGUUAUACGCCAGGUAGGAUGUAAUCUACCAUCAUCUUUGCCCGCGUCUCCAAUGACGCAAACGACAGAGGAGUUUGAAUCAUUAAAUUAGAAAAAUACCUUAGUUUACUUUCUGCGGUAUAGAUUAUAGUUCCAGUUGUGUUUGUGGUAAGGUUUAGUCUGUUUUUUUAGCUUUUGUAUGCUGUUACUAUCCAUAACCAAAAAACUGAAACUAGGUAAUUAGGUAUUACCAAUUUGAAAAAUAUCGUUUUUCUCAGAUUUAUCAACAACAAAAAAACACAAAGAUCUAAAAACCCAACAUGCGAAAUAAAGUUAUAAGUUUUUGAAGAUCUUUGGCUAAGAAACUACAGAUGUGAUAACAAAUGAGUUAGAUUUGGUCGAUAAGUAUAAAUAUAAAUUGUUCAUUUAACAUUUUCCAUGCGUAAUUCAAAGGUAUGGUUAUAUUUUAGGCAGUUCCUUCUCUUUCAAAUAUCAAAGCAAGACAUCUUAAAGAAAAACUCAAAUGUGGAAAGCCAAUAGAUCUAUUUCAGUGUUCAUCGUUCUGUGCAACUUCAUUUAUUUAUUUGCUCCGUAUUCAUAAACCACAUAGUUAAUUCGCAGAAAUUCAUUUCAACAUUUAUACGGUUAUGGACUGUGUGGGAGAUCUCAAAUCACGGAAAAUCGUCAAAUUUAUAAGCAUAGGUCUCGGCGACAUUAUUUUCUGUUAUGUAAGGAUAUAAGAUUAUUAUUGAGCAUAAAAUGCGGUCGUACUUAAUACCGUUAUGUUUUUUUUUUAAUAGAACAAAGUUGAAUAUGUCAUUGGAAAUGGUGUUUCAAUACUUAAAUUAUGUUUCUAAGUUAUGUGAAGGUAAAUGGUGCAGAAUGAGACAGAUGAAUAUAAAACUGUUAUACGCUUCAACAAUUAUGUGAAUAUAUACAAUUGAUGACCACCCUUUAAAACCACCAAAAAUUUGAACAUUUAAAAUAU
Messenger RNA from Uranotaenia lowii, 2753 nucleotides. It is a transcript of the gene Adk3, whose product is annotated as adenosine kinase. Gene Ontology annotation, biological process: purine ribonucleoside salvage. Gene Ontology annotation, cellular component: cytosol; nucleus. The record is from RefSeq and is a predicted model, not a curated record. The transcript has 5 exons. Bases 732 to 1877 code for a protein of 381 amino acids. NCBI's taxonomy places the organism in Eukaryota, Metazoa, Arthropoda, Insecta, Diptera, Culicidae. Gene Ontology annotation, molecular function: adenosine kinase activity.